Molecule: messenger RNA, 1188 nt
Organism: Vigna radiata var. radiata (mung bean)
Lineage: Eukaryota; Viridiplantae; Streptophyta; Magnoliopsida; Fabales; Fabaceae
Exons: 2
Coding region: 1-1188 (395 amino acids)
Molecular function (GO): nucleic acid binding; RNA-DNA hybrid ribonuclease activity
Source: RefSeq, a predicted model, not a curated record
AUGAACCGACCCCUCCCAAAUGCUGAACUGCAAAUCUACCUGGGGGUGUCUCAUGAAGUUAUCAGCGCAGCCCUAGUUCAGGAUGCCAGUGAACCCCGCCUAAUAUACUUCGUCAGUAGAGUGCUUCAACCCGCCGAAACCCGGUAUCAGCUGGUCGAGAAGGUCGCGCUAGCUCUUCUCCAUGCUUCCAGGAGGCUCCGCCCAUACUUCCAGAGCCAUCAGGUGGUUGUCAAAACCGACCACCCCGUAUCCAAAAUCUUGAGGAAGCCCGAUAUCGCUGGGAGGAUGGUAAGCUGGGCGGUGGAGUUGUCGGAAUUCGGCUUGCGCUUUGAGCCGCGAGGAUCUAUCAAAGAACAACACCUAGCUGAUUUUGCACUAGAAUUGCCUCAGGCCCAAUCUCCCGAAGGUUGGAACCUUUACGUAGAUGGGGCAGCCGGGCGGGCAAGUGCCGGAGCCGGGGUGAUAUUAGAAGGGCCAGGUGGAUUCCUCAUCGAGCAGUCACUUGUGUUCAAGUUUAAAGCUUCCAAUAACCAGGCCGAGUACAAAUCCUUAAUCGCCGGACUCACCCUGGCCUUAGAUAUGGGAGCCCAGUCCCUCACGUGCAGAACCGAUUCCCAACUGGUUGUCGGACAGAUGAUAAGAGAGUUCCAAGUUAAAGAUGACCAGCUGUUGAGGUACUUCCACAAAGCCAGCACAAUAGCCAAGAAUUUCCAACCCUUCACUAUAAAGCAUAUACCGCGAGAGGAGAACGCUCGGGCGGACAUGUUGUCGAAGCUUAGCACCGGCAAGGAGAAAGGGCAACUGACUAGGGUCAUCCGACAGGUUCUGACGGAGCCAUCCGUGGAGUGCAUCGCAUUGGGGGUAGCUGUCGAUUGGCGUGCUGAAAUUAUGAAGAUGAUGGUGGACCAAGACCAGGGGGUCAGCCUGAAGCCGGCAGAAGCCAGAAGGCUGGCCCGGUAUGUCACCAUAGGCGGAGACCUUUACCGGAGGGGGUUCUCUGUCCCCUUGCUGAAAUGCGUGAGUCCGGACCAAGCGGCGUAUGUCUUGAACGAACUCCACAAUGGAAUCUGCGGGUUGCACACUGGAGCAAGGACGCUACGGGUGAGGGCCCUCAGAGCCGGAUACUAUUGGCCGACAAUGGAAAACGACGCCAAAGCGUUCACGGCAAAUAUAGCUCGUCUAUCCUGA